Molecule: messenger RNA, 1428 nt
Organism: Talaromyces proteolyticus
Lineage: Eukaryota; Fungi; Ascomycota; Eurotiomycetes; Eurotiales; Trichocomaceae
Exons: 2
Coding region: 1-1428 (475 amino acids)
Source: RefSeq, a predicted model, not a curated record
AUGGCUGCCAUUGACCGUGCGGGCGUCGCCCGCCAGGCUGACUCUCAAUCUCAAUUGCCCUCGCGAAAGGAUUCGCUGGCUGCUCAAGGGACACAAAGCCAAUCGCCAUAUUCCAACGUCCCUCAAGGCUCCUCCUUCAAGACGAACAUUUCACAGCAGAAUCUAGCCGACCCGACAGGACGCGAGACCCCUCCAGCAAUCUCAGCCAGUUCCAAGUUACAGGAAGAGUUGGAGAAUAUAGACGUCGCAGCUGUACUUCAGAGACACGAGGAGCUCCAGGCAAAAUAUAUCAAGGUGAAGAAAUAUUACUUUGAAAAAGAAGCGCAAGUUACUCAACUCCAAAACACCGUGGCUCACCAGCGAAUGGCCGUGUCUCGUACGGUCCUGGAUGACAAUGAGUAUGCUGCGCGAUUCAGUCGUCUUGAUGGCGCCAUCAAAGAAUUGUCGUUUUCCAUUCGCAAAGACUGGAAAACCGUCCCGGAUUGGCUGCACUCAUAUGUCAAUGAAGAUGCAGCAGCUGUCGGCACCAAAGAAAUGACUGGGGUUGGCCGAGCUGUGAUUUCUAGAUGGAUAGCUGAGGAGAUUUUUGAACGUUAUUUCCAUCCUGGUCUCGAGCGCACGUUUAGUGAGCGCCUCAAGACUAUCGAGUCGAACUUGCGUCGUCAACAAGUGCAGGCCAUCACAGACGAUGACAAGGAAAAUCAGGUCGCGCGCAUUUCCAAUUGGCGACGAACGACCUUGGAUGGACUGUCAGAUAUUCUACAGUCUCCAAUUAUGCAAGAGAACCAGGCUCAACUAGCGGACUACCUGGUGGAAAAGCUGUCUGCCACUUUACAAUGCGACUUGAAAGAGCCGUCUCCUCCGGAGCUUACACAUGGUGCUCGAACCAUUAUUCAAAACGCUAUUAAUAUCAUCGAAAAAAUCCCCCAAGAAGCUCGCGAUAUUGUCGUUGAUUACAUCGUCCCAGGCCUGCCUGUUUCUGAGAAUACAAUGAAAAUCGAGACAGGUCUUCCACCCUUAACUCGCCCGAUCUCUGGGGAAAUGCCACCUACAGAUCGCGGACGUGACAGCACAGAUGACAUGGAGGUAGAAAAAGAUCUAUCGAAUAACUCUCAAGGUGACCGGAGGAGCUCGCCUACUCCUACUCACAUUCCGCAAAACCGCGAGCAACGGAAGAAAUACCCUUUCGGCAAUUUGAUGAGCAAGAAGAGUAUGGCUUCUUCUACCACAAACCCGACGCAAUCAACCUCGUCAUCUCCGUCUGAUUCCCGCCCAGGGAACAACUCUGAUGGCACCACUGCCUCUAAGGAUCGGGAUGAGCAGCUAUCUCGUGUCCGAUUCGCCACGUUCAUGACGGUUGAAGUUCGCGGCAGAGGGCCAAACAACGUCCUCAUUCAAGCCCCAGUAUAUACAGUGGAAUCUUCUUGA